AUGGCGUACUACGAACCGCAAGGCUGGCAAGCCCCUUCUUCCCGCCAGGCUUCCUGGGAGCAGCCUGUGCCUCCGUCGCGAUCAGGUAUGAAUCGAAUAUGCCAUUCCGCGAUUGAAGUUUCUGCGACACCGAAUCAAAAGCUCAUCUUUUCGUUUUCAGGAUCCAGUUCCGUCUCGCAACGUGAAGAUAUCCCCGCUUUCUCCUCGCAGUUUGACGAGGUCGAUCGCGCCAUUGACAACCUUGUUAAAAGUGGAAAACUCUGGGCAGCACCGCGGAGAGACUCGAUGCCAAUGAUGGUUGGCCGCCCCCACCCUGAGUACGGUACGGAAUCUCGACCACCUUCUUCAGCAAGGCCCUAUCCUGAACAACCAUUCACAGACCCGCGCAUGCCGAACCCGGCCCAGCGCCACCACUCAAUUAGCGACUUCGACGGCGCCAGGAUGCACCCGAACCCCAACAUGCAAGGCUACUACGCCUCGCAGCGUUUCCAAGGACGCCCCAAUGAAGUGGAUCAGAUGAUGCAAGCAAAGCGUCGGAUGGCGGCACAGCGUGAGAGGGAACUCCGCAACUAUCAUCAGGAGCAGCAGUACAACCGAAGCCUUCUCGCCGAAAUGUCAGCCGGCAAGUCCGACCGUUCGCUCAGUCCAGCCGCCGUGAACGAGGAGAGUCGCCGAGAGCUUCUGGCUCGCCAGCACAGGGCUUUGUACGGCAACGAAAGCCCCGCCUUCUUCCCUUCCACCAGUUUCGCUGAGGAUGGCUCCCGCCCUGAGAGCCAGGCUGGUGUUCGAGGCGCUUCCCCCCGCAGCGUUGAUCCCUUUAGCCAGGGUUCGAUCUCCGGCCCUGAAGGCAUCGCUCAGGCAAACGCCGGCCCAUCCGCUAUCCAAUCCCCCUCACGCGCGAACAGCACCUCUUCUCCGAGCUCCGCCGUUUUUGGAAAGUACGACAAUGCUGAACAGCCCGUGACCUCGGCUUCUUCGCCCGGAGCGGACUCUCCAUCCUCGAGACAGGCACUUUCGAAAUCGAGCGUUGGCCCUAUCGGCACUCGUCCGGCACAGCAAGCUGGACCUGCUCAGGUCCCCAACCCUGCUCUGAACAAGCGAUCCACGACCCCCCUGCCUUCGCCCCUGGGUUUCAGCUUCACAACCGGUGAAAGCAUCAAUGACCGCUCCAUGUCGAUGUCAGCUGCUUCCAACCCCGCCACGUCCGCCGCUGGCCCGUCCGGUGUCAAAGAUCCUUCCGGUGGCGUUGGGCUCGGCUGGAGCAACAGCAGCGGUGUUUGGGGCUCCAAGGCUGGACUGGGCGUCCAAGCUUCCGUUUGGGGUUAA
Molecule: messenger RNA, 1326 nt
Organism: Aspergillus mulundensis
Lineage: Eukaryota; Fungi; Ascomycota; Eurotiomycetes; Eurotiales; Aspergillaceae
Exons: 3
Coding region: 1-1326 (441 amino acids)
Source: RefSeq, a predicted model, not a curated record